AUGGGGAGCAACGGAUUGAGGUACGAGAUCGCACAAAACGCUUACAUCAAACUCGUGCUUCACUCCCUCAAACACCCAACCUCCGCCGUCAACGGCAUCUUGAUCGGUCGCAUCUCCCCUUCCAACGACGUCGUCGAGAUCGCGGAUUCCGUCCCUCUCUUCCACUCUCACAUCCCUCUUCUUCCCCAAUUGGAGAUAUCUCUCAUUCUGAUAGAGGAAUAUUUUUCUGCGAAAGGGUUGAACAUAGUGGGCUAUUUUCACGCGAAUGAGAGAUCUGAUGACAGUGAGCUUGGUGGUGUGGCGAAGAAUAUUGGUGACCACAUAUGCCGCUACUUUCCCCAAGCAGGCGUUCUAUUGUUAGAUAAUAAGAAGCUUGAUGCUUUGAAAAAGAGCAAGGAACGUAGUGCCAUAAUGCAGCUUUAUGUUAGGGAUACAUCUAAGAACUGGAAGUUGGUUCCGUCAGAUGCGAACAACCGAUUCUCUCUCAAAGAGCCAUCAGCAAAUGUAGUCUUAUUGGACUAUAUUGCAUCUGAGAAGUGGAAUGGAAUUGUAGACUUUGAUGAUCAUCUGGAUGACAUUAGCAAGGAUUGGCUAAACCCAGGUCUCUUCAACUGA
Molecule: messenger RNA, 615 nt
Organism: Sphenostylis stenocarpa
Lineage: Eukaryota; Viridiplantae; Streptophyta; Magnoliopsida; Fabales; Fabaceae
Source: the annotation of a GenBank genome assembly